ACGGGGGGUAACGCAGAGUAACGCGGCGCGUUCUCCCGCAGGGCACCAUGGUGAAGGAGACGGAGUACUACGAUAUCCUGCAGGUGAAGCCUAAUGCCUCCUCCGAGGAGAUCAAGCGCGCCUACCGCAAGCUGGCGCUGAAGUACCACCCCGACAAGAACCCCAGCGAGGGCGAGCGGUUUAAACUCAUAUCCCAGGCUUAUGAAGUUCUGUCGGACCCAAAGAAAAGGGACCUCUAUGACCAGGGUGGGGAGCAGGCUAUUAAAGAAGGAGGCCUGAGUGGCGGCAGCUUCUCUUCACCCAUGGACAUCUUUGACAUGUUCUUUGGUGGUGGAGGCCGAAUGAAUAGAGAGAGAAGAGGCAAAAAUGUUGUGCACCAGUUAGGUGUAUCUCUUGAAGACUUAUAUAAUGGUAUUACAAGGAAACUGGCACUGCAAAAGAAUGUUAUUUGUGGAAAGUGUGAAGGUUAUGGCGGAAAGAGAGGGGCAGUAGAAAAGUGCCCUGUGUGUAAAGGAAGAGGAAUGCAAGUUCUGGUUCAGCAGAUUGGACCUGGCAUGGUACAACAAAUACAAACUGUGUGUCCAGAAUGCAAAGGCCAAGGUGAAAGAAUAAAUCCGAAGGACAGGUGUGACAACUGCAAUGGCUGUAAGGUUGUAAGAGAGAAAAAGAUCAUAGAAGUCCAUGUUGAUAAAGGUAUGAAAGAUGGUCAGAGGAUAGUAUUUCAUGGAGAAGGUGACCAGGAGCCUGAUCUGGAGCCUGGUGAUGUUAUAAUUGUGCUUGAUCAAAAGGAUCACAGUGUCUUUCAGAGGCGAGGGCAUGACUUAAUCACAAAAAUGAGAAUUCAACUCUCGGAGGCUCUAUGUGGUUUCAGAAAGACCAUUGAAACUCUGGAUAACAGAGUUCUUGUCAUAUCAUCUAGGCCAGGUGAGGUGAUAAAACAUGGUGACCUAAAGUGUAUCUACAACGAAGGGAUGCCUGUCUACAAAUCUCCAAUGGACAAAGGCAGCUUAAUUAUACAAUUUUUGGUCCAGUUCCCAGAGCACUACUGGCUCCCAAGGGAGAAACUGUGUCUGCUGGAGGCUCUGCUGCCUCCACGAGAAGAUGUUAUGAUUACAGAUGAGAUGGAUCAGGUAGACCUUGAAGAUUUUGACCCAAGUGAGCAAACCUACCGUAACAGUGGGGGAGAAGCAUAUGAAGAAGAUGAGGAGGGUCCAAGAACAGGAGUACAAUGUCAGACAUCUUAAAGCAAGGUGGAAUGGAUGUCAUCUAAAAUGUAAAUUUUCACAAUGAAAACUGCAUGGCUGUAAUAGCCACUGCUUGUGGUUUUUGUGUUCAGCAAAUUGAGUUGCUGCGCUGUCAGUAUCACCUUUUUGUAACUAAUUUAUAUUGUGUUCUUGUAGUCUUUAUAUAUAAAGCAAAUGUUACACAGCUGAGAACCAACUGAGUUGGUAUACAUUUUCCUUUGCUGUGAAGGUUCUCAAUUUAUUUCACCUAUGCUAUUUAUAUAAGACUGGCAAUAUUGAUAGAGGCUAAGUGGAGUGUCUUAUGUAAAUACUUUCAUACUGGAAAAUUAAUUUCAUAGAAUAAAACUUAGCAGAAAUAACUUCUAAUAAAUAGAACUCUUCACACUUUA
Messenger RNA from Gymnogyps californianus (California condor), 1633 nucleotides. RefSeq names its product DnaJ heat shock protein family (Hsp40) member A4 (gene DNAJA4). Gene Ontology annotation, molecular function: Hsp70 protein binding; ATP binding. The transcript has 7 exons. The record is from RefSeq and is a predicted model, not a curated record. Gene Ontology annotation, biological process: protein refolding; response to heat. Gene Ontology annotation, cellular component: cytoplasm; cytosol. NCBI's taxonomy places the organism in Eukaryota, Metazoa, Chordata, Aves, Accipitriformes, Cathartidae. The coding region runs from base 48 to 1244 and encodes 398 amino acids.